AUGCAUGUUGACGCUGUUUCCGAGGCAAUCUCAUUCGAUUCCGGUGAAAAGGUGCUAAGCUUUCGUCCGUCCCCCAACACUUUCGCUCGAAAUGGAAGUGAGCUCAACAUUUCAUACACUUUUAAUUCCAGUCAGAGGCUUGCCAAUAUCAUUCGCAUUCGGUGUGCCCGUGCCAGAACAGACCUUUCUGAGCAUCUGUUCAUGCCUCCCGUGUUGCUAACUCGGCGUCCGUUGUGCAAGUACACGAAUCAGCAAAAAAUGUAUGCAAAAGACAAAGCACUCUUGUUUCAAGCUAGUCCUGUCUGGUGCUAUCACGUUCUGUCGACGAAUGCCGAGUCUCAAACUAUUCGAAAACACUCCAGCCCCUUAUCCCGCCCACCCAGCCAAUUGGCAGGCCAACAAUCGGCCCGGCAACAGACCAACACAACGGCGCACCGACAAGCGGACCAACACAGAGUCACUCAACCCUAUCAACUGAUAAACUGGGUGGCAAUAUGGAUAUGUGAUACCGGACCUGAAAUCGGGGAGGGGGAGGGGGAAGUAUUCGCCGAAAAGCCCGACAAAGAGGGCCCUCGAUUCGUACCAUCCGACCAUGCCUCCCUUCAAUUUGUGUAUAUGCUUUAA
Molecule: messenger RNA, 624 nt
Organism: Protopolystoma xenopodis
Lineage: Eukaryota; Metazoa; Platyhelminthes; Monogenea; Polystomatidea; Polystomatidae
Source: the annotation of a GenBank genome assembly